CGUUCACCUCGGCCAGAACGCUUCAAUGAGGCGUUUCCUUUUCUUCAGCUUCCUCGCUAUUCUGGCGACGGUUGCUCUAGCCUGGACUAAAGAAGACUAUGAGGUAUUUGACCUCGUGAGCGCUCUAGAGGCAGCUGAAGGCAAAGGGACGACGUUCUAUUCCUACUUGGACGUGCCAUCCACUGCCUCAGUCGCUCAGAUUCAAAAGGCGUAUAGAAAGAAAAGCCUUCAGCUUCAUCCGGACAAGAAUCCAGGUGUUCCCAAGAUACAGGAAAAGUUUGCAAGGCUCGGUGUUAUUGCGAAUAUCCUUCGGACUCCUGAUGGACGAGAGCGGUACGAUUUCUUCUACAAGAACGGCGUGCCCAAAUGGCGAGGUACAGGCUAUUACUACUCGCGCUUCCGCCCCGGCCUCGGCACCGUACUCGUGUUCCUGAUCAUACUCACCUCUGGUCUACAAUAUGUCGUGCAACGGAUGAACUACUCCCGGGAUGUUGAGCGUAUCGAGCGCAUAAUCAGAGAUGCGAGGUUAUCGGCGUGGGGCCAAAAAAUGGUUCCGGUGGAAGGGAGGCGCAAAGUGAAAGUCAACCUUGGUGGAGGGUCACGCCUCAACGAGGAAGGAAAUGUUGUUCCUGGCAGGAUGAUUGACAUAAUCGUGGAGAAUGAUGAAGUCUACAUCUUGGAUCCCUCGGGCGAACUCCAUCUGCUCGACACGGACUCCGCCAUCUCACCUGCUGUCUCACGAACGUGGUUUGUUGCGCUCCUCAUUGGGGCGUUCCGUAGAGUGACGGGCCGUCAAACGGAUCGACAGGAUGAUGACGAAAAAUCCGAGGAAGAGGAAAUUCAGUUGGCCACGGACGUGUCGGACAGUUCAAGUAGCGGUCGUGUGACCCCAAGUGGAGCCAGCGAGGUGGAAGGGCCUACGUCUCUUAAAGCAGGUCAUGUGGCUGCAGCCAAGGCAGGGGGGAGGAGGCGUAAGGCAGUCAAAAAGCGGUGAAAACUUUGCGUCAUUAUUAUAGAAUUCUUUUACUUUGGGAUUCCCCUCUGAAAUCCGGGAAAUCGAGUCAACAUUUGCGUCGAUAAAUAGACGUUGGAGUAGAACGCAGGAC
Messenger RNA from Coniophora puteana RWD-64-598 SS2, 1106 nucleotides. Its product is annotated as DnaJ-domain-containing protein. The record is from RefSeq and is a predicted model, not a curated record. The coding region runs from base 26 to 994 and encodes 322 amino acids. Gene Ontology annotation, cellular component: endomembrane system. Lineage: Eukaryota; Fungi; Basidiomycota; Agaricomycetes; Boletales; Coniophoraceae. The transcript has 9 exons.